ACACUUGAAAGCGAUCUUAGGGUUAGGGUUUAUCGAUUGGAGGGAUAAGUCAACUAACUGACGGAACUUUGAUUCUACGGUGGCGAUGUCGACGGCGGAGGCUGAGAUAGAUAUUAAACAACCGGAACAAGGUGGGAGAGGAGGAGUGGCGAAGAGGAAGCCCGUUUUUGUGAAGGUUGGUGAGCUUAAGCCUGGAACCAACGGCCACACGCUCGCCGUUAAAGUGUUGUCUUCCACCACCGUCUUAGACAAGAAAUCACGCAAUACGUCUUCGUACAGUAGCCGUCCUGGCGCUGCUCAUACUCGCAUCUCCGAGUGCCUUAUCGGCGAUGAAACCGGCACCGUUCUUUUCACUGCCCGUAACGAUCAAGUUGACUUAAUGAAGCCUGAAACCACCGUAAUAAUCCGCAAUGCAAAGAUCGACAUGUUCAAAGGCUCCAUGAGACUAGCUGUCGAUAAAUGGGGACGCAUUGAGGUUACAGAACCCGCCAGUUUCACCGUCAAAGAGGAUAACAACUUGUCUCUAAUCGAAUAUGAGUUGGUGAACGUUGCUGAAGAAUGAUUCAGGGUCUCUCCUUUUCCUCGUGGCUCGGUUUGAGGUCAGAUUAUUCUUGUGACUUGUGGGCUUUUUUCGAUAUAUAACUACAAAAGAGGCCGGUUUCCGUUUGUUGUUGAUAUUGUCUUAACUACUACCCUUAAUUUCAUUCUAAGUGGUUACCUUUUCAAAUGAUCAUAAGUUGGGAUUCUCUUGGUUGAUCACAACUAGUUAUGCUUGUAGUUGUUUACUUGAUGCCAAAGAGAAAGGUGUAAGAUUGGAGUGUUUAUAGCAACUUAUGUGGUUUUUUGGGUCUUAC
Molecule: messenger RNA, 854 nt
Organism: Cynara cardunculus var. scolymus (artichoke)
Lineage: Eukaryota; Viridiplantae; Streptophyta; Magnoliopsida; Asterales; Asteraceae
Exons: 2
Coding region: 86-562 (158 amino acids)
Source: RefSeq, a predicted model, not a curated record